Chaetura pelagica (chimney swift) is the source of this 1107-nucleotide messenger RNA. RefSeq names its product potassium voltage-gated channel, KQT-like subfamily, member 4 (gene KCNQ4). NCBI's taxonomy places the organism in Eukaryota, Metazoa, Chordata, Aves, Apodiformes, Apodidae. Gene Ontology annotation, biological process: potassium ion transport. The transcript is spliced from 9 exons. Bases 1 to 1107 code for a protein of 368 amino acids. Gene Ontology annotation, cellular component: membrane. Gene Ontology annotation, molecular function: voltage-gated potassium channel activity. The record is from RefSeq and is a predicted model, not a curated record.
AUGGGGCUGGGGGACAUAAUAUUCCUCCUUGUCUUCAGCUGCCUGGUAUUGUCAGUCUUCUCCACCAUCCACGAGCACCAGAAACUGGCCAACCAGUGCCUCUUCAUCCUGGAGCUCAUCACCGCCUGGUACAUCGGCUUCCUGGUGCUCAUCUUCUCCUCCUUCCUGGUGUACCUGGCUGAGAAGGACGCCAACAUCCAGUUCGCCACCUACGCGGACUCCCUAUGGUGGGGCACGCCCCGCCGGCCCUACCUGACAGCCACCUGGUGCUACUAUGACAGCCUCCUGCCUUCCAUCAGCAACAAGAUGGGCAUCAAGGAGAGGAUCCGGCUGAGCACCCCGCAGCGGCAGGGCAGCCGUGGCAGGCAGCCCCUGGGGCCCCCCCUGCACCGCUCCCCCAGCACUGAGGACCUCCCUGAGGCCUCCAGCCCCACCAAGGUGCAGAAGAGCUGGAGCUUCAAUGACCGGACCCGCUUCCGUGCAUCCCUGAGGCUCAAGCCACGGACCCCAGUUGAGGCUGACUGCCCACCAGAGGACAGCGGUGAGGAGAAGAGCUCCCACUGUGACCUGACCUUUGAAGACAUCAUGCCAGCAGUGAAGACCCUCAUUCGGGCUGUCAGGAUCCUGAAGUUUCUGGUGGCCAAGAGGAAGUUCAAGGAGACCUUGCGUCCCUAUGAUGUCAAGGACGUCAUUGAGCAGUACUCAGCUGGUCACCUGGACAUGCUGGGCAGGAUUAAGAGCCUGCAGAUGCGUGUGGACCAGAUCGUGGGCAGGGGAGGCCUCACCACGGACAAGAAGAUGCGGGAGAAGGGGGAGAAGCUGGCGCUGGAGACGGAGCUGGUGGACGAGCUCAGCAUGAUGGGGCGUGUGGUCAAAGUGGAGAGGCAGGUGCAGUCCAUUGAGCACAAGCUGGACCUGUUGCUUGGCCUCUACUCCCAGUGCCUCCGCAAGGGCUCCAUCAACUCCUUCAGCCUGGCCGCGGUGAAGGUGCCGCCCUGCGAGCCCGACAUCACCUCUGACUACCACAGCCCCGUGGACCACGAGGACAUCUCGGUCUCUGCCCAGACCCUGAACAUCUCCAGGUCGGCCAGCACCAACAUGGACUGA